Tricharina praecox is the source of this 4354-nucleotide messenger RNA. RefSeq names its product clustered mitochondria-domain-containing protein. Gene Ontology annotation, cellular component: cytoplasm. Gene Ontology annotation, biological process: intracellular distribution of mitochondria. Lineage: Eukaryota; Fungi; Ascomycota; Pezizomycetes; Pezizales; Pyronemataceae. Bases 293 to 4126 code for a protein of 1277 amino acids. Gene Ontology annotation, molecular function: mRNA binding; protein binding. The record is from RefSeq and is a predicted model, not a curated record. The transcript has 6 exons.
CCACCAAACUCGGCUUACUCUUCAGACGACUCCCAAAAGUUUUUUUCUUCCCUCCCCCACAAAUCUACACCUCUUCGUCUCUCACGAAACCUCACCUCUCUGCCAGUUCCACCUCCCCCCACGAACUAUUACGAAAAAGCACUUCACUGUGCUGUUUCUUGUUUCCUUUUCUCCUCGCUCUGACCAAAUAGACUCUUGGUGACCGCCACUACCUCUCCUCCGGGUUGUACACCUUAUUUCCCAAAAACACCUUUCCCACAAACACCACAGAGCCGGCACUCUUCCGCACAUCAUGGCCGACCAACAGGAACCUAACAAUGUCGAACUCGCGGCUGAGGCUGUCAAUGCGAGUCAAAAUGAAGAAGUUGCACCGGAACCCCCGGUCCAGGACUUAUUCCAAUUGGCCGUCAAGCUACCUCAUGCUCCUCAUCAGAUCCAGAUUAUGGUGUCUACCCAAGAACAGGUGCAAGAUAUCCGCCAGUCGGUCAUCGAGCUCCCCGGCACCUACCAAUACUCUUGCUUCCACCUGGAACACGACGGGGUGCGAAUCAAUGACUACGUCGAACUUUCGGAGGUGCCCGGAAUCGCGCCGAACUCCGAGCUUGUCCUGGUCGAGGACCCGUACACAGAGAAGGAGGCUAGAAUACAUCUUCUCCGGACACGAGAGUUGAUUGGCGCUGCGUCGGCUCGUAUUGACACCGCCGGCGGAAUUGCUGCGGGAAUGGCGCUCUUUGACGGCGUCGAUACUGUCUGCGAAAACACCUCUCACCCAUUAAGCAACUAUGAUUUCAAUGCCCCUGCGUCGCUGGACCAGUUCCUGCCCCCUACAUCGAAAACAACGGCCCCCAAGUGCGUGAGGGGUAUCUGCCUCUCGCCAUGGAACCCCCCUCCAUACUACCUCAGACAGAAGGGGCACUUGAUUUACAUCCAGUGCGCUACGCUGGAGGGAGAGCAGGUUCACAUCACUUCGCACGUUUCCGGAUUCUAUGUCAACAACUCGACUGGCCAGAAGUUUGACCCGACACCACGAACCAAACCCAAGACCAUGCAGGCACACUCUCUGGUGACCCUUCUUGGCAUGAUAAGCCCAUCGUUCGAGAAGGAGUUCCAGGCCCUGCAGGAGUUCAAUUCCACCAGAGAUCCUCUGAUCACCUUCGGACCCACUAAUGCCAUUCCCGCGUCUCCAUGGUUGGUUCCCGGCGCAGAUGCUCAGCACAAGGCACACUCUGCCGACCUGGCCCGUCCGCAAGAGCAAUACUUGAUCGCAGGCGCCGAGGGUGUUGACUCUCUCCGCGACUUCAACGAGGAGUUCCAGUCCACUAGGGAGUUGCCAAGGGACUCUGUCCAGGAGCGCGUUUUCCGUGAGCGGUUGUUGUCCAAGCUUUUCGCCGACUACACCGAAGCCGCUGUUCGUGGUGCCGUCCUGAUCGCCAAGGGCGAGAUCGCUCCCCUGAACCCUACCGAGGGCCGCGAUGCUCAGAUCUACGUGUACAACAACAUCUUUUUCUCACACGGUGCCGAUGGUGUUGGUACGUUCACCAGCGACGGUGGUGAUGAGGCUGCCCGUGUAGCUACUGGAAAGGACGUCAUGGGUGUCAAGGCUGUCAACUCUCUUGACAUUCCCGGCCUCCAGACCCCCGGAACCGUGGUUGUGGACUACCUCGGACGUCGUUUGGUCGCGCAGAGCAUUGUCCCCGGCAUCUUCCGCCAGCGUGAGGAAGGCCAGAGCCAGAUUGACUACGGUGGAGUUGAGGGCAAGGACAUUGUCGCCACGAACGAGGAGUUCGUGCCGCUCUUUGACAAGAUGAGCAAGGCCAUGCGCGUGAAGCCCCACUCCGUCUGGGACAAGGAGGGCAAGAAGCACGACCUUGUCGCCUCGGUUGAGACCAAGGGUCUGCUGGGAACUGAUGGCCGGAAAUACGUUCUCGACUUGUACCGUAUCACGCCUUUGGAUAUCGAUUUCAUUGAGAAGCACUGGAAGGGCGUCGAUGACCCAACCGGCUACCCUCAUAAGAUGGCUGUCCUCAGACAAGAGCUUGUCGAAGCUUUCUGGAAGCUGAAGAUGAGGGAGUACGUUAGUGCCCAGGUCAAGGCUCGCCAGGAGGCUAGAGACCAGGCGGACAAGGAGAAGGCUGAGGUUAAGGAGGGUGAGACUAAGGAGGGUGAGGCCAAGGAGGGUGAGGCCAAGGAGGGUGAGGCCAAGGAGGGUGAGGCUAAGGAGGGCGAGACUGCUGAGAAGAUCGAAGAUAAUGAGGAGGAUAAGAAAGCGGAGACUCAGGACGACCGCAUUGACAUCUCUGGAUUCGACUUCGCUCUCAACGCAGAUGUGUGCAGCGGCCAGGAACCUCAGACUGAGGAGGAGAAGGCACAGUGGGCGGCUGACGAGAAAGAUGUCCAAGAUGCAUGUGCUUUCUUGGUUGAGAAGUGCAUCCCUGGCUUGAUUGAGGACCUCAAGGAGGGCGACGUUGGAUCCCCAAUGGACGGUCACUCCCUCACUCGUCUCAUGCACAAGCGUGGUAUCAACAUCCGCUACCUCGGAUCGCUCGCCACUCUCGCCAUCGAGCAGGGCUCCAAGCUUGCUUCUGUCAAGAUUUUGGCUGUCCAGGAGAUGAUCGCCCGUGCUGCUAAGCACAUUCUUAACGCUCUCCUCCGUGGACUUCCCGGCCCUUUGGCCGCGUACGCUAUCUCACACUUCCUCAACUGCUUCCUCGGUGCUACCGUCAACCCCAGCCCCCAGGUCGUCAAAGACGAGGCUCUGUGGAAGCUUUACCACGACGCCGACUUUAGCUUUGAGAGUCUGACCAUUGAGAGUCUUCGGGCCCAGAUCCAGAAGGAGGUGCAACGUCGCUUCCGCUACGAGCUUGAGGAGAACUGGGAAGCCAGUAUUAAACACCUCCAGAUGCUCCGUGAGAUUGCUCUAAAGAUUGGUCUUCAGCUCCAGAUCAAGGACUAUGAGUUUGGUCCGGCUAAGCUCGAGACUUCCAAGGUCAACAACGAUGCUCCCGCUCCCGCUACCAAUGGCAACGGAAAGGGUAAGAACAAGAAGAAGGGUUCUGUACCUAGUGGAGCCUCGAGCCCGGUCUACAAGGGACCCACCACGACGUUUUCUCCCGAGGACAUCAUGAACAUUGUUCCCCUUGUCAAGGAUUCUUCUUCCAAGAGCCAGUUGGCCGAGGAGGCUCUUGAAGCUGGUCGUAUUUCGAUCAUCCAGGACCAGAAGGAGCUCGGACAGGAACUUCUGCUUGAAUCUCUGUCUCUGCAUGAGCAGAUCUACGGUGUGCUCCACCCCGAGGUUGCCCGCGUCUACAACACCCUCUCUAUGCUGUACUACCAGCUCGACGAGAAGGCUGCUGCCGUCGAACUCGCUCGCAAGGCUGUCAUCGUCUCGGAGCGAACCCUCGGUGUCGAUUCGACUGAAACCAUUCUCAACUACCUCAACCUUGGCUUGUUCGAGCAUGCCAACGGUGAUACCAAGGCUGCCUUGGCGUACAUCAAGCACGCCUUCGGCUUUUGGAGAGUCAUUUACGGUGACGGCCACCCAGACUCGGUCACCACCAUGAACAACACCGCUGUAAUGCUGCAGGCCCUGAAGCACUACACCGACUCCCGCAAAUGGUUCGAAGCCUCCCUCGCCGUCUGCGAGGACAUCUUCGGCAAGACCUCUGCCAACGCCGCCACCCUCUCCUUCCAGCUCGCCCAAGCCCUCGCUCUUGACAACGACUCUAAGGGCUCCGUUAACCGCAUGCGCGAUGCUUACAACAUCUUCCUUGCCGAGCUCGGCCCCAAUGAUCGCAACACCAAGGAGGCUGAGAACUGGCUUGAGCAGUUGACACAGAACGCCGUCGCCCUCGCCAAGCAGGCCAAGGAAACCGCUGCCCGCAGAAGACUCAUGAAGCCCCGCGUCACCAUGUCUGUGAAACCUCAGUCGCAGGUUGGUCAAGGCACUGUCUCCUCCACCGGCCGCCUCGCCGAUUCGGCUACUACUGGAUCCGGCAUGGGUGGAAUGGACAGUCGCAGCAUCGACGAGCUGCUCAAGUACAUCGAGGGUGCCGAGACCCAGGGAAAGCCCAAGAGGAUCACUGGAAAGGCUAACCCCAAGCGACGUGGCGCUUCAUCGAGGAAGUAAAUAGUCUGAGAGCUCGUCAGAAGUUCCAUUUAUCACGCCGUGAAUAUUGUAUAUUUCCUGUUUUCUCUUUUUCUAAGUAUUUCUGGUUAGGCGUCUAAAAGAAACUGUGUAUAGCCUGAUGGAUGGAUUGGUUGGGACGGGUGGGGACGGGUGGUGGGGCAUGUACAUUAGGGACGGAUAUGAACGGGUUUCUGGAUACCUUAAAAAGCUUUUCGGAGGGUGCUGGGG